Messenger RNA from Achroia grisella, 846 nucleotides. RefSeq lists its product as uncharacterized. Bases 1 to 846 code for a protein of 281 amino acids. The record is from RefSeq and is a predicted model, not a curated record. The transcript has 7 exons. Lineage: Eukaryota; Metazoa; Arthropoda; Insecta; Lepidoptera; Pyralidae.
AUGAUAAAAUAUAAUAUCUACUACGGAUUUUUAACAUUUAUUAUAGCGAUCUUUGGAAAAGUUAAUGGAACAUUUUUAGACUUAAAUCAAGUGCAAAAUACCAUAUCCCAAUGGAAGAAUCUAAAUUUUAGUGAGGCUGGUGCAUCUCCCAAUGGUGUUUUUGAUUUCGGUGAUAUUAAAAAUAAAAUAUUGCAGUGGAAAAAUCAAAAGAUAGCAGCACUUUGUCCAUCCAAUGGACCUCAAUUGCAAAAUUUACUUAAUAUAGUUUGCAGUACAGCACAGCCUACUAAUAUUACAAUUAGAGAUGCCUGUGUAAACUGCUUCGCUUCAGUUACUUCGAUGCCUGAGGGGCCUCAAGAAUUAACUGCUCUUGGUGCUUGUGCAACCCAAUACUUUGUAAAUACUUCAUAUGCAAGCUGUGCUACUGCUCUAGUGGCUUUAUCGACGUCGGCACUGAAUGUACAACCAUCGGGAUGUUAUAUGGGAUACUGUGACUUUGUACGUUGUCUACGAAGGAUCAAUUCUAUGAACUUGAUAAUUCAAUGUACAAGAGAAGCCAGGACAGGGGUAAACAUAAUGUUAGAUAAUGAUAAUGUUCGUUUUUUUACAAAUGUAACGUCGUGUAUUUUAGCUAAAACUAGAUGUGGAAUUUUUAAUCCUAUAACAGGUGAACCUCAAGUUCCUGGGUCUUCAUCUUCUGGUACCAGAGUGAGCAAUGCUUUGCAGUUUUCGGAAUCUGGAGAAUUGAGAAUUCUUGCAUUUUCAGCUAGUACACCAGUAAUGAAUUCAUUCUGUUCUACUUCUACUAAUCUAACGCAGAAUAGUUGGUUAACGAAUGAGUGCUAA